UAAUACUUUUUUUUUGGAAAACGGCCGAAAAUUCAUGUCCGCGUGGAUGUCAUCCAUAUAAUCAACUCAACAUGGCCUUACGAGUUUCCAGUAGGCACAUUGGGAUACUGUUGUUUCAGGUUGAAAAGUCCGUGACUAGAUUAGUGACUUUGAAAAAUCUGGUUUUCAAGUUCUAAAAACAGCGAUGGGCAACUUAAUUAGUUUUUUUAUGAUGUAUCCUGUGCAGCCCCGGGAAAUUUUCAUUGUCUGCAAAAUUUGUUCAAAACAACGUUCCACCACCCCUUUUUAUAGUGGUCUAGUCCAAUAACCUUUCACCUACGACCCCACAGCGAAGGUUGCCAAGAUCUGAUAUCUGUAACAUUUAGAUAUCCACACAACACACCGUGAACCAUGGCGGCCGGCGGGACCACGAGAAAGUGCGUUGCCUUGGUGACCGGCGGGGGCAGCGGCAUUGGGCGCGCGGCGGCAGUACGGUUUGCUGAGCUGGGGUACACCUGUGCCGUGGCAGACAGGGACUUGCCCAGCGCUCGGCAGACAGUUGACUUGCUGAAAACUCCAGGUCUGGCUGUGCAGGUAGAUGUCGGUAACAGUGCGAGUGUCCAGGCAAUGAUCCAGACAACAGUCGAACAUUUCGGGCAACUCGACUGUGCUUUCAACAACGCAGGAAUCGAGGGCACUGCUCGAGCGAAAAUCGCCGACUAUCCAGAAGACCAGUUCGAUAGCGUUAUAAACGUAAACCUAAAGGGUGUGUGGUUGUGUAUGAAGUAUGAGAUUGCCCAGAUGCUGAAACAGGAGAGAAUCGUCAGCGAUCCUAAAAAAUGGGCGGGAAAACCUGACCUAUGUCGUUUCCAGGGGCAACGGGGGAGCAUCGUGAAUACAAGCAGCACCGCAGGGCUUGGCCUGAUGCCAGAGUUCGCGCCGUACUGCGCCACGAAGUGGGCGAUCAUCGGUUUAACAAAAACCGUGGCUGCAGAGUACGCUAAGGAGGGGAUCCGAGUAAACGCGGUGUGUCCUGCUACGACAGACACCCCCAUGCGAGAUCGGUUUGAAGCGCAGUGGCCAGACUGGCAGGCGAAAACAGACGCCAGCUAUCCGGCAGGCAGGGUCGCCACACCUGAGGAAGUAGCGGAGGCAGUUACAUGGCUGUGUAGCGAUGCAUGUCCAUUCGCCACAGGAGAGUACCUGAAAAUCGCUGGGGGAAGAUAGGGAGAAAUAGCAAAGGGACAUUGCAGAAGAAAGAACACCCCCUCCCCUUUGAAGUGAUAGGACACUGAUGACAAAAGCUUAAAAAAGAACAGUCUUACAAAGC
Molecule: messenger RNA, 1309 nt
Organism: Branchiostoma belcheri (Belcher's lancelet)
Lineage: Eukaryota; Metazoa; Chordata; Leptocardii; Amphioxiformes; Branchiostomatidae
Product: 2,5-dichloro-2,5-cyclohexadiene-1,4-diol dehydrogenase-like
Exons: 3
Coding region: 391-1206 (271 amino acids)
Molecular function (GO): oxidoreductase activity
Source: RefSeq, a predicted model, not a curated record